Molecule: messenger RNA, 1235 nt
Organism: Lactuca saligna
Lineage: Eukaryota; Viridiplantae; Streptophyta; Magnoliopsida; Asterales; Asteraceae
Source: the annotation of a GenBank genome assembly
AAACUAAUAUUCUUAUUCCGAACCAUUCCUUUUCAUCGAUCACUUACGCAAUUAAUCGAACCACAAAUAUGCACCGAUCUUAAUAUAGACCGGUGUAGGAGUAACGAUUUUCGAAUUCCUCACGAGUGCUGAACGAAAAUUUUAUACAAGAAAUUAAAAUUAAAAAUAUAAAAAGUUUACAAAUUCUACUACAAGUGGAAGGACCACUUCCUUGCUUUGUUUAUACUCCACUUUACCUUGCUUUCUCAAUCACCGAAAUCGACCCACAAAGGUAAAUUCGUAAACCCUAAAGAGAGAAACCGCGAGUGUGUGUGUGUGUGAGGUAAAGAUCUCAAAAACCUGCGUAAAACGUUUCCCUCUUUUGAAACCCCAAUUGCGAAGAAGAUGGUGGACUUUAGUAGAGUGCAAAAGGAGCUUCAAGAAUGUAACAGAGACAUUAAUGUCUCGGGUAUAAGCGUAAACCCUAAAUCCGACAAUCUCACCAAUUUGAUCGGCACCAUUCCCGGCCCGAUUGGUACUCCGUACGAAGGCGGAACCUUCAAGAUUGAUAUCAAUUUACCUGAUGGAUACCCUUUUGAGCCACCAAAGAUGAAAUUCGCAACCAAAGUUUGGCACCCAAACAUCAGCAGCCAAAGUGGAGCCAUUUGUUUGGACAUUUUGAAGGAUCAAUGGAGUCCAGCACUUACUUUGAAGACAGCUCUUCUUUCCAUACAGGCUCUACUCUCUGCCCCUGAACCUGAUGAUCCACAAGAUGCUGUUGUAGCUCAACAAUAUCUUAAAGACUACCAGACUUUUGCAAGCACAGCUCGAUACUGGACAGAGUCUUUUGCAAAAACAUCAUCUCUUGGGGUUGAAGAGAAGGUACAAAAGCUUGUGGAGAUGGGGUUCCCUGAAGGGUUGGUUAGGAGUACUCUGGAAGUUGUUGGUGGUGAUGAAAAUAUGGCUUUAGAGAAGUUAUGUUCUGGGUAAAAUAUAUAUAUGAAUUUAUUAUAUAUUAUAUGUAGUCGAAUUUAAAUUCUCAUUUGUGAACACACGAAAACUUUUGAAAAUGAAAAAUAUUUGUUAUCAGAAGAAUUGUGUUUGAGUGUUAUUGUUUUGUUGCAAUAUUGAUCUAGGAGUGUAUAAGUUAUAUAAUCCAUAGUAAUGUAGUAGUGUAAUAAAGAUCGGCUACUUUAUAUUUGACACUUGCUUUAUGUUUCUUUUUAACAACUACAUAUUAAAUAAAAAAGGUUGAC